This is a messenger RNA of Saccostrea cuccullata (small rock oyster), 1843 nucleotides long. RefSeq names its product protein HGV2-like. NCBI's taxonomy places the organism in Eukaryota, Metazoa, Mollusca, Bivalvia, Ostreida, Ostreidae. Bases 107 to 1624 code for a protein of 505 amino acids. The record is from RefSeq and is a predicted model, not a curated record. Gene Ontology annotation, cellular component: nucleoplasm. Gene Ontology annotation, biological process: DNA replication-dependent chromatin assembly; CENP-A containing chromatin assembly. The transcript is spliced from 17 exons. Gene Ontology annotation, molecular function: histone binding.
GUUCUUGUGUUCUACGUCAUAUUUUCACUUUGCUGAACAAGGCAAAUAAGGCGGGAAAUAUACUCGAGCUCAUCAUUCUUUGCACGGGAUUUCGUUUAUAAACCACAUGAUGGACACACCCGGCACUAGUUCAUCAUCAGACAAGGAAAGGAUGGAAGCUGCAGAGACUGCUGUUGCCAUUUUGGCUCAGGGAAAGCGCAACAUGGUGUGUGGUGAAAUUCCCAAUGCCGUCAACCAGUUCCAGGAGGCAUGCAAAGUUCUAGCAAAAGCAUAUGGAGAAACAGCUAAAGAAUGUGCAGAGGCUUACUUCUACUAUGGACAGUCACUGCUAGAUCUCGCCAGAAUGGAAACUGGUGUGCUUGGAAAUGCUCUGCAAGGAGUUCCUGAGGAAGAAGAAACUGAAGAUGAUAAAAAACCCACUGAACAGUUUGAACCAGCAGACAUAAAUGGAGAAGAACGGGAAAAGCUUCGUAUGGAAGUUUACGAUGCUAUGGCAGAACAUGAGGGCUCUAAGGAGGGGGAAAAAGAGUGUGAUAAAAAGGAAUCCGAGGGUAAGGAGAAAAUGGAAACUGAUGAGGAAAAAAAGAAGUCUGAUGGUGAACCGUUGAAAAAUGGGACAGUGGAAGGGGAAAAGAAAGAGGAAAAAGAGGAGGAAGGAGAGGAGGAGGGAGAUGAAGAGGAGGGUGAGACGGCAGAAGAGGGGGAUACAGCUGAGGAGGGAGAGACAGCCGAGGAAGGGGACACAGCAGAGGAGCUGGAGACUGCAGAGGAGUCACAGGAAUCACAGGAGGAGGGAGAGGAGGGCAAGAAGAAAGAGAAUCCCGAUGACAUAUCCAAUUUGCAGUUGGCAUGGGAAAUGUUGGAACUGGCCAAAGUGAUCUAUUUAAAAGAUGAAGACAAAAAAUCCAAACUGAAGGCUGCAGAGUCUUUCCUGAAAUUAGGAGAAGUCAGUUUAGAAACAGAAAAUUAUGAGCAAGCAAUAUCAGAUUUCAAAGAAUGUCUUAAAAUCCAAGAAGCUGAAUUAGAACCAGAUGACAGACUUUUAGCUGAAACUCAUUAUCAGCUUGGAUUAGCACAUGGGUUCAACAAACAAUAUGAUGACUCCAUAGAUCAGUAUAGAAAAGCUAUUAAAGUUAUGGAAGCCAAAAUGAAUAAAUUAAAGCAAAAGGUUGAGGAGGGAACACAGGGCAAAGGAAAAGAACCAUUACCUGCUGAUGAUCCAAUUAAGGCAGCCCAGCAAGAAAUCAAAGAUCUAGAAGAAAUUCUUCCCGACAUCAGAAGUAAAAUAGAAGACAUGGAGGAAGAAAAGAAGAAUAUUGAUGAACUGAAAACACUAACAAAAGAAACACUGGCUGCAGCAACAAGUGAACUGAAACCUGCAGAAUCAAAAGAUUCAUCAGAGCCACAGAAGGCAGCAUCAGACAUCAGCCAUCUUGUCAGAAGAAAGAGGAAGCCAGAGGAGGAAAAUGCUGAAGCUGACACCAAGAAAACCAGACAGGAGGAUGGAUCAGGGGACGCUACAACGAAACCGAAUGGUACUGCCAAUGAAAAAUCUGAACCGGAAAGUGAUGCUAAGAAAAAGGAAGCCAUGGAUGUUGAACCCCCCAGAGCUGUAGCUUCAUAGUCUACCUCCCCAUUCUUCAUUCUGAUUGGUGUUUGAUCAGGUCAUCACCCAGGAUGAAUCAUCAAGCAUCACUAUGUACAUUUUGUGCAACUUCAAACUGCUAAUUUGUGAUAUUUAUUGACAUUGUACAUACCAUUGCAUGUUGGAGAAAUGUUUACCAAAUUAAGAAAUGAUUCCAUUGUUCCAAUUUUCACUACACAAUAAAGCAGCUAUCAAGAA